This is a messenger RNA of Ruditapes philippinarum (Manila clam), 1371 nucleotides long. RefSeq lists its product as uncharacterized. Bases 293 to 892 code for a protein of 199 amino acids. The transcript is spliced from 4 exons. The record is from RefSeq and is a predicted model, not a curated record. Lineage: Eukaryota; Metazoa; Mollusca; Bivalvia; Venerida; Veneridae.
UUUGAAAAACAUUUUGUGUACAACGAAAGAGAACAAAUCGACACUAGAUUUGCAUUUUUUAAAUUUUUAUAAUUUUGAUGCAAACCGUUUUAUGUUUGAAUGCAAUAAAGUGUCCGUAAUACUUGAGUGUAUGUAUGCAUGUAUUAUAUAACAAUUUGGACAAUUUCCUUCUAGCAAUUAUUUUUUUCACGCAGAUAACGCUUAGAGACCAUCUCCAAAACAUAAUAUACGACUCCAGAAGAUAAAACCGUGAUCAGUGAUAAACUGCAUUAGGAGAUUUUAAAACUGGAAUAUGUACAACACGAUGAAAACUAAUUUAAUUGCAGAAGAGAAGAAAGUCUACUUGUUAGAUAGCUCUGACGAUGACAUCAUGUUCAACGCAUUUGAAUCAAUGUUGAAAAUGAAAUUCCAAGAAUACCACCACAUUGAAAGAAUAAAAAGUAUGGAUAAUGACAAAGUUAAAGAAACAAUUAUAAUAAUAUGCAAGCCAUCAACAUGUCGGCUAGAAAAUGAGCUUGACUUGUACCUGCAAAAUUUUGAUGAACGUGAAUUUGACAAUUGUCUUCUGGUAUUGGUUCACAACAGCAAUCUUGGUGAAAAUCCGCGUGUGCCUUCGAGAAAUAAAGUUGAUCACUUGCAGCGUUAUAAUACGUUACAUAAUAUAAUUGAUGUUGAAUGUUUAAUGUCAAGGGGAUCGAGAAUGAAAAUAUUGUUUGGCGAGGAAAUAUUGCAGCAGUUCCUUGGAAGCUGUAGAAAAAAGAAAAAUGAUGGAUUAUGUGCUUUCGUGGUAAAUUUUGCAAAGGAACACAAGAUUAUUGUUUGCAGUGUUGCGGCCUUUUCAUUUGUUGCUGUUGUUGUGUUUCCUGUCGUGUUUGUUACCUGCUGUAAUUAAUCUUUCAUUGCUAUGCACAAUGUUAUUUAUAUCAUUUAUAGUUGCAACAGUUCGGCUGUUAGCCCAAAGUUUUCAAGAAAAAAAAAACAAACACACGCACCCAGGCACACUAACACAUGGAGCACACAGGCACACUAACACAUGGAGGUCCAUUGUAACUUUAUUUCCAUUAAAAUUACUUAGACGUAACUUUUUUUUCAAUAGGUGUUCAUUUAUUAGGUUAUCAGUCAUUAGGUAGCAAGACAACUAAAGAUGGCAAAAUGUUUAAUGACUGCGACUCAUAACGUCGUUUGAAGAAAUACAAUGACAAAUUUAAAUGAACGUUCCUCGUAUUGUUGCGAUUAUAAAAUAGUAAAUGAUAGAGAACAAUCUCAAUUUUUUUUCAUCUUAUCAUUUUGCAUUUCACUAUCUUAAUGUUUUUCAUUGUUGUAAAUAACUGACCAUUUUUAGUGUAUAGUCUGUACAUACUUUCCAGGUGA